Molecule: messenger RNA, 267 nt
Organism: Thelazia callipaeda (thelaziosis nematode)
Lineage: Eukaryota; Metazoa; Nematoda; Chromadorea; Rhabditida; Thelaziidae
Source: the annotation of a GenBank genome assembly
AUGCUACUUAGUCGUUGCAUUGAUCUGGAUAUGGAGCGGGUGGUUGUUUUGGACUGUAACAUCGUGAUGAAAGCAUGCGUCCUUGAUUCGCAUGCAUUUUUUUGGCAGAGAAGAGGUAACCGUCAACGCUUGAAAGGUGCGAUAUUGGUGGAAUUUUGCACCUUUUUUUGGCAGUUGCCUGCAGAGCUUCACAUCGAAGCAAAGCAUGGUUUUCCUGUUACCCAUCUGAUUUUUUCAUCACCCUCAUCACAUACAUGGGUGAAUUGA